AGUCACGUUUGCGGAAGUGUAUAUGCGUGGAGCUGGGAGUCCGGCGUGCGUUUCUGCUUUUACUGUCCGUGUUUCUGACCGCUGUAUUUUACUUUUGUGAAUCUAAGCAGAAAACAUCGCGAUGUCGCAGGUUGUCCCGGGACAGUUUGAAGACGCGGAGGAAUCGAGCAGUGACUUAGAGUUCAGCUGCAUUCCAGAGAAACAGCCAUCGCUAGAGGACAAACUCAGCGGAGUGACAUUGCGGGCAAAUAAUGAUAACGAGGCAGAUGAUGAUGAUGAUGAUGAUGAUGAUGACGAUGAUGAUGAUGAUGAUGAAUGGGACUGGAAAGGGUCAGCCGGAGGAGACUUCACUAAACGCUACGCUGCGAUGCGGACUGGCAACAACCAGCAGGCAAACCGACAAAACACACAAAAGUCAGAAAAGCUCUCAACGCCUUCAGACAAGGUCCUGAGAAAGUUUGAACACAAAAUAAACCUGGAUAAGCUGAACUACGCCGAUUCUGUCAUCAACAAAGUCACCGCAAUGCAACGACAGAAAGAAGCCGACAUGUAUCGGGUUAAAGACAAGUCCGAUAGAGCGACAGUGGAACAGGUUUUGGACCCCAGGACUCGCAUGAUUCUCUUCAAAAUGCUCAGCAGAGGCGUCAUUUCAGGGAUUAACGGCUGCAUCAGUACAGGAAAAGAGGCCAACGUCUACCACGCGAGCACAGCUAAAGGAGAAAGCCGUGCUAUUAAGAUCUACAAGACUUCCAUUCUGCUGUUUAAGGACAGGGAUAAAUACGUCAGUGGGGAGUUCAGGUUUCGGCAUGGUUACUGUAAAGGCAACCCGAGGAAGAUGGUACGGACGUGGGCUGAGAAGGAGAUGAGGAACCUGAUAAGAUUACAGACAGCAGGAAUUCCCAGUCCUGAACCCAUCAUGCUUCGGAGCCAUGUCUUAGUCAUGGGCUUUAUCGGAAAAGAUGACAUGCCUGCACCUUUACUGAAGAACGCCGCAUUGUCCGAAUCUAAAGCACGUGAGCUUUACCUUCAGGUCAUCCAGAACAUGAGGCUGAUGUAUCAGGAGGCUCGGCUCGUGCACGCAGAUCUCAGCGAGUUUAACAUGCUGUACCAUGACGGGGAUGCGUACAUUAUCGAUGUCUCUCAGUCAGUGGAGCACGAUCAUCCUCAUGCUCUGGAGUUUCUCCGCAAAGAUUGCAGCAAUGUGAACGACUUCUUCCAAAAACACAGUGUAGCCGUGAUGACGGUUCGGGAACUGUUCGAGUUCGUCACAGACCCGUCCAUCACCAGCAGCAACAUCAACCAGUACCUGGAGAGGGCCAUGGAGAUCGCAUCAGCCAGAACAGCAGAGGAAAGAUCCAACCAAGACAAGGUGGACGAAGAGGUGUUUAAGAAUGCCUAUAUUCCUCGAACGCUAAACGAAGUGAGUCAUUACGAACGAGACGUGGACGCCAUGAUGAAGGAGCAGGAGGGCAAACAGAACGAUAACAUCCUGUACCAGACAGUGACGGGCAUGAAAAAGGAUCUUUCAGGCGUACAGACGGUCCCUUCCCUACUUGAAGACUGCGCAGAUGACGGAAGCUCCAGCAGCGAUGAAGAGGAGGACGAUGAAGAUGAGCACGCAUCCGGAGAAGACGACACACAGGAACACAGCGGCCAGGACCAGACGCAACCGCCGGAUAAAAAAGAAAGAAAGAAGAUGGUAAAAGAAGCUCAGAGGGAGAAGCGAAAAAAUAAAGUACCAAAGCAUGUGAAGAAGCGCAAGGAGAAAGUGGCCAAGAUGAAGAAAGGAAAAUAGGAAGAGAAUCAUCGCCCUCGUGCUCAUGACCGAUGGACAGAAAUACUACUCUUUUAAAAAAAAAAAAAAGACAUCUUUGUGUCUUUAUAUUGUAAUUAACUCCAGUAUCACAUCCUGCAUACCUGAUGACUUGGUAAAUUAAAAGUUUGCACCCUCCUUUG
Messenger RNA from Hemibagrus wyckioides, 1956 nucleotides. It is a transcript of the gene riok1, whose product is annotated as RIO kinase 1 (yeast). The coding region runs from base 122 to 1795 and encodes 557 amino acids. The transcript is spliced from 17 exons. Gene Ontology annotation, biological process: maturation of SSU-rRNA. Gene Ontology annotation, molecular function: protein serine/threonine kinase activity; ATP binding. Lineage: Eukaryota; Metazoa; Chordata; Actinopteri; Siluriformes; Bagridae. Gene Ontology annotation, cellular component: cytosol; preribosome, small subunit precursor. The record is from RefSeq and is a predicted model, not a curated record.